AUGAGGUUUACACUCAACGAUCCUAAAUUCUUCAUGAAUGGAAUUGAUACAGUAAACACCGCCGUCAGGUUACAAGCCGGUGAUAUGAAAAUGAAAUUCUAUGCCUGUAUGGUCAAAGUCAGGUCAGACGUGUACAAUAAAAUCGCUACAGCUAAACUGCAGAGGAAUCUGGAUGUGUAUUAUCCCACUGUCAGAUCAGAAAUCAGGACCUACACCUUGCAAAACAAUCACAGUGACUUUGAAGCUACAGACGUAUUCAACGGAAGAGUCCCGGACCGUGUGAUGGUAGGCUUAGUCUAUCAAGAUGUUUUCUCAGGCAAUUACGCCUACAACCCUUUCAAUUUCCCGAAAUUCAAUGUAAGUAGCGUCAAACAGAUUGUGGAAGGGGAAGAGUACCCGUAUUAA
Messenger RNA from Pocillopora meandrina, 405 nucleotides. The record is from the annotation of a GenBank genome assembly. NCBI's taxonomy places the organism in Eukaryota, Metazoa, Cnidaria, Anthozoa, Scleractinia, Pocilloporidae.